Molecule: messenger RNA, 3835 nt
Organism: Marmota monax (woodchuck)
Lineage: Eukaryota; Metazoa; Chordata; Mammalia; Rodentia; Sciuridae
Gene: Htr3b
Product: 5-hydroxytryptamine receptor 3B
Exons: 9
Coding region: 7-1320 (437 amino acids)
Biological process (GO): chemical synaptic transmission; signal transduction; nervous system process
Cellular component (GO): neuron projection; postsynaptic membrane; synapse
Molecular function (GO): transmembrane signaling receptor activity; extracellular ligand-gated monoatomic ion channel activity; neurotransmitter receptor activity
Source: RefSeq, a predicted model, not a curated record
AGUGUGAUGGCUCUUCUGUGGCCCUGCAUCCUGGUGGCUGCCACAGGAAUUCUAGCUACAGAUACACCUCAUCCCAGGAAUUCUACUCUGCAUCAUCUCACCCAACAUCUACUAGAGCAAUAUCACAAGGAAGUGAGACCUGUUCACAACUGGCAUGAUGCCACCACCGUCUACCUGGACCUAUUUGUCCAAGCUGUAUUGGAUGUGGAUAUACAGAAUCAAAAGUUAAAGACAAGUGUAUGGUACCGUGAGGUUUGGGAUGAUGAGUUUUUAUCCUGGAACUCCAGCAUGUUUGAUGAGAUUAGAGAGAUCUCUCUACCUCUCAGUGCCAUCUGGGCCCCUGAUAUCAUCAUCAAUGAGUUUGUGGACAUUGAAAGAUCCCCUGACAUUUCCUACGUUUACGUGACCUCAUCUGGGAGCAUUAAGAACUUUAAGCCCAUCCAGGUGGUUUCUGCUUGCAGUUUACAGACAUAUGCUUUUCCUUUUGACAUCCAGAAUUGCAGCUUAACCUUCAAUAGCAUUCUGCACACAGUGGAAGAUGUAGACCUGGGCUUCCUGAGGAACAGAGAAGACAUUAAGCAUGACAAAAAAACAUUUUUGAAUGACAGCGAGUGGGAAGUUCUUUCUGUGUCCUCAACAUACAGCAUCCUGCAGAGCAACACUGGAGAUUUUGCACAGAUUCAGUUUAAUGUGGUGAUUCGCAGAUGCCCAUUGGCCUAUGUUGUGAAUUUGCUGAUUCCCAGCAUCUUCCUAAUGCUUGUGGAUCUGGGGAGCUUCUACCUGCCACCCAACUGCCGGGCGAGGAUUGUGUUCAAGACCAGUGUGCUGGUGGGCUAUACAGUCUUCAGAGUCAACAUGUCUAACGAGGUACCUAGGAGCUCAGGGAGCGCCUCUUUGAUUGGGGUCUUCUUCACAGUCUGCAUGGCCUUCUUGGUUCUCAGCUUAUCAAAGUCUAUUCUGUUGGUCAGAUUCCUCCAUGAUGAGUGGAGAAGUGGCCAGGAACUACCCCUCUUGUGCCUUCAAGGCGAUGCUGGCACCGAUGGGUCUAGAAUGGACCCUAGGACCCAGGAUGCUGGAGUAACAGAAUCCCCAGUCUGUCAAGAACACCAGAUCCAGUCAGAAACCCUGAAGGAAGUCUGGUUCCAGAUUCGAUCCAUCAACAACUACCUCCAAACUCAGGAUCAGGUGGACCAACAGGAAGUUGAGUGGCUGGCGCUCCUGUACCGCUUUGACCAACUGCUCUUCCGAAGCUACCUUGUCAUGCUGGGGCUCUAUGCUGUCACCCUGUGCUCUCUCUGGGCACUGUGGAGUGGCUUGUGAAAAUUGGAAUCUCUGGUCUCAAUCAAUGCACUAUCACACUUAAGGAAAGCUGUGAGGAGAUCAAAAGGGGAGGAACAGUGGGUCUAAAUGAUUCCCACCCGCCAUUGCCUCUUUUCAUUGAGUCGAGGUACACACAGCCUAUGGGUUACUGAAGGACCCAGCACCACUAUAUUUAUGAUGAAAAUGUAUAAACAGAACAAACAAGCCACCAAACAAGCCUUCAUUCCCCAGUAACCACUGUUAGCCUUCUCAGAAAGAGAUCUGAAAAGCACAUACAUGCAUAUAUUUGUGUUUAAACAGUUUUUUUUUAAAUGUAAGAUCACUCCAUCUCUCAGUUCUGACUUGGUUAGUUGUUUUCAUUUAUUCAACAAAACCUUUAUUGAGUGUUGUUUAAGUCCUAGACAUUAUGUUAGGAACACCAGAGAAUAUGAAGUCAGUCACAGAGAACAUUCUUGAUUGGAUUCCUAUGGUCAACUCUGAACCAACCAGAACACAAAACUCUCACCAUAUUUGCAUCUUUCUGAAGCUUAUGUUUCCACUAUUGCAGCUAAAUCCCUUCCUCUGUCUUCUUGUGCCUUGGAGAUCCCAAGUGCCAAGGUUUCCUAGCCCAUCUAGCACAACAUUUAGUGAGCACACACCAUGUGUAAGGCAUGAGCUGCGACAUAUGUCUAACCCAUGCUCCCUGGAGUCAAGGAAUUUAUUUAUUUAGUGGCACUGGGGGUAGAAACUAGGGGUGCUCUACCACCGAGCUACAUCCCCAGCCCAUCUUUUUUCUUUAUUUUGAGACGGAGUCUCACUAAGUUGCUCAGGUUGACCUUGAACUUGUGAUCCUCCUGCCUUAGAUUCCCAAAUUGCUGGUAUUCCUGGCAUGUGCCAUCAUACCUGGUAAUUCAAGGGAUUUAUACUCUAUAGUCCUUCUAUUAGUCAGUUAGGGCUGCCUGAAUAAAGUAUUACAGAGUGGGCAGCAGCUUGAAAGCACAAAGAUUUAUUUUCUCACCAUUCUGGAGGCUGGAAGGUUUCUUCUGCAACCUCUUCUGUAGACGGUCACUUUUUCCUGUGUCUACAUGUGGUCCUUCCUCUGUGCAUGUAUAUGUCUGUGUUCAAAUUUUAUCUUUUUUUUUCCUGUGCUGGGAUUGAACCAGAGCCUGUGCACACUAGGCACAUGCUCUACCACUGAGCUACUUCCUCAGCCCACUUUUUAUUUUCUGUUUUCAGACAGGGUCUUGCUAAGUUGCCCAGGCUGGCUUCAAACUUGUGAUCUUCUUGCUUCAGCCUCCUGAGUAGCUGGGAUAAGAGUAUGACACAACACCCUGCUAAAUUUCCUCUUCUUUGUAAGGACACCAGUCAUAUCGGAGCAGGGCCCAUUCGGUUGCCUCCAUGUCACUUUUUUUUUUUUUUUGAUACCAGGAAUUGAACCCAGUGGUGCUUAACCACUGAGCCACAUAUCCUGCCCUUUUAAAUAUUUUAUGUAGAGACAGGUCUUACAGAGUUGCUUUAGGAUCUCACUAAGUUGCUGAGGCUGACUUUGAACUAUGAUCCUCCUGCCUCAGGCUCCCAAGCUGCUGGGAUUACAGGUGUGUGUCACCAUGCCCAGCAUCUCCAUGGAAUCUUAUUACUUCUUUCAAGGCCUCAUCUCCAUAUACAACCAUAUUCUGAGGUACUAGGGGUUAGGACUUCUACAUAUGACCUUCAGAGGGACACAAAUCAGCCUAUAACACACACGUGAUUAUGGAGACUUGGCAAGUACAAAAUCUUCAGGGUAGGCCAACAGAAGAGUUCCCUGGAAAUUCAGAGGGGAGCUCUAGUUGGAGUCCAGAGGUCUACUCUCUGGAGUAUCUCUUCUUUAGGACAGGUCAGUCUUUUUUUUUCUCAAUGCUUUCAACUGAUUGAAUGAUGUCUAUCCACAUUUUGGAGGGUGAUCCAAUUCACUCAACGUCUACUGAUUUAAAUAUCUUAUCUUGGGGGCUGAGGUUGUGGCUUAGCAGUAGAGGCGCUGGGUUCAAUCCUCAUCAUCACAUAAAAAUAAAACAAAUAAAAUAAAGGUAUUGUGCCCAACUAUAACUAAAAUUAUUUUAAUAAAUUAAAUAUCUUGUCUUAAAAAUACCUUCACAAGGGACUGGGGUUGUGGCUCAGUGGUAGGGUGCUUGCCUAGCAUGUGUGAGGCACUGGGUUUGAUUCUCAGCAUCACAUUAAAUAAAUGAAUAAAAUAAAGGUCCAUCAACAUCUAAAAAAAUACCUUCACAGAAACAGUUAAGAUAAUAUUUGACCUAAUACUAGGUAUAAUGGCCUAGACAAGUUGACACAUAAAGUUAACUGUCACAGCCCUGAUAGCUCCUUAGUUUUCCAUCUAUGCCACUUUCUAGAACAGAAGAGUCCUGUGCUAACCUGGCACUUGGGUAACUAACCAACUUCUGGGUCAGACUCUCCAAUAGCCAAACCUGUAGUAAUAAUCCUACCUAUGAAGUUCCUGUGGCCUCAAACCUGAGUUUGAAUAAGAUUAAAAUUCCACAAAACA